Messenger RNA from Myodes glareolus (Bank vole), 2492 nucleotides. The record is from RefSeq and is a predicted model, not a curated record. NCBI's taxonomy places the organism in Eukaryota, Metazoa, Chordata, Mammalia, Rodentia, Cricetidae.
AUGGCGGUGGCCGCGCACCGGGAAGGGCAGGUGGGCAUCCACCCAAACUGGAAAAACCUGACGUUGGUUCUAAAUUGCGUACGGCUGAGUUCCGGCGCCCCAGGCUCCUUAGGCCACGGGAAACUGAGGCCGAAAGAGCGGCCGCGCAGGCGACCAGGGUGCGCCCUACGAUUCCGAGUCCGGAACCGCUUCUCGUUCUGCCAGAAGCGUCAGGUUCCCGCGGUCGCGGGGCUCGGAGGCGACUUCCGCCCAGCGCUGACCUCCAGGACCAGCUGCAGCCGGCACCGCCUCCUUUCCGUCGGGCCGGCCGGGCAGCUCGGGUCUCCUCGGGGCCCCGACAGCCGCGACCUACGUCUCCGGGUUGCCGUGCUUUUGGAUGAGGUGCGGCAGCCCUCAGAACAGGGCCUGGGCAUGAGUCCCUCUGUCAUCUCCCCCAGAGGAUUUGAGAGCUGCUUGUCUUACAUGAGGACCAAGGAAAAGGAAGGGUGGGCUGAAGGGAGGCCCCUCCCUCCUCAUCCCCAUGCCUUCUCUCCUGCAGGUGUGGGCAAGAGCAGCUUGCUGUUACGAUUUGCAGACAACACCUUCUCAGGCAGCUACAUCACCACAAUUGGAGUGGAUUUCAAGAUUCGGACUGUGGAGAUCAACGGGGAGAAGGUGAAGCUGCAGAUCUGGGACACAGCGGGGCAGGAGCGCUUCCGCACCAUCACCUCUACGUAUUAUCGGGGGACCCAUGGGGUCAUUGUGGUUUACGACGUCACUAGUGCUGAGUCCUUUGUCAAUGUCAAGCGGUGGCUUCAUGAAAUCAACCAGAACUGUGACGAUGUGUGCCGAAUAUUAGUGGGCAAUAAGAAUGACGACCCUGAGCGGAAGGUGGUAGAGACGGAAGAUGCCUACAAAUUUGCUGGGCAGAUGGGGAUCCAGCUCUUUGAGACCAGUGCCAAGGAGAAUUGCAAUGUGGAAGAGAUGUUCAACUGUAUCACAGAGCUGGUUCUACGAGCAAAGAAAGACAACUUGGCGAAACAGCAGCAGCAGCAACAGAACGAUGUGGUGAAGCUCACGAAAAACAGUAAACGAAAGAAACGCUGCUGCUAAUGCCCCAGCCCACUGCAGAGACUGCAACUGCAUCCCUCCCAGCCCGAGGCUCUGGAGGCUCCUCGGGGGACAGUCUCAGUUUAGUGCCGUUAUUUAAAGAAUUCUCUCCACGUUUUUGUACUGGGAGGCGCCAUCGGCACUUCCUGCCCCUUUCCCCUUGAGUGCCAAGAAGGUGUUGGACGAGCCUGCCCUUCCCCACUGGUGCCGAUCUCCCUGCUGAGGCGCCUGGACCUGGUGAGGACGCUGCCAGCUGAGUGGACUGAUUAACCAGUUUGUACAUAGUGUAUAUUGCAUUAACCAGCUGCACACCCUCAGCCUGCUCUGGCUUUUGCCUCCUUCCUGCCAACCUGCUGCAACAGACCCUCCCGAGCCCUCCUAUCCCAUCUCGACGGCAGCUUCCUGAGGAGCCAGUCUCAUGUCCUAGCUGAGUCUUUGGCCAGCCUGGGCCCAUGGAGUGCACUCUACAUGGGUCUUGCCCCACAGCUGCUCUGGGAGCUGGGGAACCUGGCGUCCACACAGGCCCUGCCCUUGGCUGGCCCUAGGCCACAGAGAAAGUCAGUUCUGCCCUUUUAGCCAACAGGUUUCUCAUUCUGCCUUCCAGAUACCUCUGCUACAAACCUAGGGGAGCCGUGGCUUCUCACUUACCCAACGUGUUUCAGUACCAGCAGAAAGGUAGCCUGGGUACCUUUGUUCAGAGAUCGAGCUUGCAAGGGGAUCAUUAAUAUAAAGCCAAAUGAAGCCAAAUCAAAUGAAUUAAUUUCCCCAGUUAUUUCCUUGAGACUUGAUUGGCUCAAUAGCAAAAGUUGUGAAUUGUCCCACUUUGGUUUAGUAUUUUUAGAAAAGGUGUAUGGCUUCUGUUCAUUGUGGGCUAGGCUCUUUCCCUUUCAUGGGAAAAGGUGGGCUUUGCACCCUUGUUCUGUGUAUGCAAGGGCCUCUCACUGGAGCUAGUUUCUCAGGUAACACCAGGCACCUCUGGCACUUGCAGGAAUUGCUGGACCAUGAGACGACACCUCCAGGCUAGCAUAGGCAGCUUUGCAUUACUGACAGACCUGUUUUAGUAUGAAGAUGGUAGGAAGAUUUCUUAGCCACUGGGAAGAAGUGGCAGUGGGGUGGGGCAGCUAGUAUUGACCCACCUACCCCAGUCCCCUGGAGUAAAAACCAGGGUAAUCUACAUUUGAUUACCUCCCCCCCACUUCCUCAGACGUUUGGUUCCCUUUCCCCUAAAGGAUCAUGUAAUUGGGAAGAACUGAUUGGACACCGUAAUGCGUUUUAUUAGAUUUUCUUUCCAAGGCAAUUUCCAGGCACAGUCCUGACUGGACAAUCAUCACAGAUUACUGCAGAUUUUCCAUGGUAACACUGUGGAUGGGUUUUUAAUCAAUAAAACUGGGGCUUUCUUCUCA